This is a messenger RNA of Arachis stenosperma, 7416 nucleotides long. RefSeq names its product pentatricopeptide repeat-containing protein At2g35030, mitochondrial-like. Gene Ontology annotation, molecular function: protein binding; RNA binding. Lineage: Eukaryota; Viridiplantae; Streptophyta; Magnoliopsida; Fabales; Fabaceae. The transcript is spliced from 5 exons. Bases 3973 to 5868 code for a protein of 631 amino acids. Gene Ontology annotation, biological process: RNA modification. The record is from RefSeq and is a predicted model, not a curated record.
UUAUUAAAAUAUUUUCAAUUGGUGAUCUUUUGAUUUAUUAUAUGCUUCAUGCUUUCAUUGUUCUGUUCUUAUGAAGAAAAAAAAUUGCAAUUAGUGAUUGUAUGGUUCAUGUUUUGAUUGUUCUGUUAUAUAAAAAAAAUUCUGUUUUCAUUUUUUGGUUUCACUGUCCCUGUUCUUGAUCUCUGCCGACUUGCUACCCCUCCUCCGUGUUGGAUUCUUUUUGUUUCAGGCUUUGUUGUGUUUUUGUUUCAGCCUCUGUUGUGUGUUUGUUUCAGGCUCUAUUGUGUGUUUAUUGUGCAACACUAUCAUUUUAUGUUUUACUUUUUGACUUAGCUAUAUUAAGACAAUAUUCUCUAUCUUUAACUUUUGCAUUGUAAUUCAAUCCAGCUAUUUUUAAUGGAAGUAUAAUUAUGUUAAUUGUCAACAAAUUUGCAGCAAGUUAUUGCAUAUUUUGAUGAUUAAUUACAUUUAGUUGGUGAUAUUUUAUGUAGGGUUUUAAAUUUGAAAGAUAUUUAGGAUGUUUAUUUAUAAUUUAUUUAUUAUUUUAUUAUGGAAUGGUUUUUCCGAUUGAAUCACGGUUAGACCGGCUGGACCAGUAAACUAGUGACUAAAACGGUUUGAUGACCAAUCCGGUUUUCAGAACCUUGGUUGCUUCGCAGUCGCAGAAUCAGAACAGGAGUCACUCUAGUAGCAGGGAGUUCAGACGCAGCAGCGGCUGGUCACUGCCACUGCAUCCCUCUCUCCUGAAUUCUUGCUCUGUAAUUUGACUCAGAUUCUCAGAUCACCUUUUCUUCUCUCUUUUGGUUAAUUUAGGAUUAGUUAUAUGUUGAUUCUAGUGUUAAUUUGAUUUGGUUAGGAUUAUUUGCUGCUAUCAGUUCAGUUUAGGUUUUAGAAUUAGUGUUAGUUUAUACAUAGUUAAAUUUGCUGUUAAGAGCUUCUUGAGUUUGAAUUUCAAUUUGUUUGGAUUGAUUGACUGAUACUUUGCUGAGUCACUGCGAAAUGCUGCUGAUUUUUCAUGUCAUUGGUGCUGAAUUUUGAAUUGGUGUUGCAAAGAAUGUUUGUUAGUGCUAUUUUGUGUUAUUUAUGCUUUUGCACGCCAAGUGUUCGACAAUAUGCCUCAGAGCUUUUAAUGAAAUUUUUGGCUCAAUCUUUGAAAAUCAAUGCUUGUUUAUACAUGAUUCUUGUUAUUAUGCAUUGGUGAUUGAAUAUGAUAUUUUUCUUAUUGACCAAAAUUUUUUUUUAAGUUGUGAAUGAUUGAGGUUCCUUUGCCUAAUAGUACAAGAUUAAUGAAAUUAGUCCUAUGUAACCAAUUAUGUCAACUUUGUAUGCUUAUUUAGUUUUGGGUAAUAUUGGGAAUGAAUUUCAAAUAUUGAAAUUAACCUUGUGGUAUUGUUUAAAGGAAAUACAUAGUUCACCUCGCUUAUCCCUCUAUAUAUGUUAAUUGGUAGAGUAAAUGUUCAAAUUGGUUUAAGACAUGUAGGAUAUCAAAUCAGUUACUUCCAAGAUUUUUAACAUUGAGUUGGUUUUUUGUAGAACAAAAUAAUCAUCAAUUUAAGGACCAACUGGUAUUUAAAUAGAUUAGACUGAAGGACUGAAUUGAUGCCAUUUUAAAUACAGAGACCAAAUUGUUGUACAAAAUGUUUAGAGUGUAAAGGACCAACUUGAUGGUGCUAAAAUCUUUGGAGAACUAAAUUGAGCUUUUACUUUCAUUUCAUAUCAUUUCAUAUGCAAAUCUGCAGCAAAUUUUUACAUAUUUUGAUGAUUGAUGACAUUUUUAUGUUGGCAUUUAAUUUUGGAUUUAAAUUUGUACUUUUUCUAAAGAUCUUAAGACUUUGGUUGAUGACAUUUCAUGUAUUGCUUUAAAUUUAUAAGAUAUUUUAAAAUUUAUAUUAGACUAUAAUUAUGUUUUAGAGUGUUUAUUUAUAAUUUAUUUAUUAUUUUAUUAUAAAACGGUUUUUCUGGUUGGACCACAGUUGGACCAGUAAACCAGUGAACCAAUGACUAGAGUGGUUCGAUGACCGGUCCGGUUUUCAGAACCUUGGAGUUUUCGCAAAGAAACCUGUACUGUAUUGUAUUAAAUGGAAAUUUAUUUGGAUUCUUCAUCUAAAUGGUAUUUCAUAACAAACCAAACUUCAACUAUCACAGUAAAAUUAAAUUCAAUAAUCGGCAAAAGGUGCUAUACUUUAAAUACUUUGCUACCUACUCCUUUUAUAUAUUUUUUUCUUUUUUAAUUAAAAAAAUCACCGUCUCUUGCCUUUAAUAAUUAUAUUUUUUCCUUCAAGAUAAAUCUGAAUUUAGGUACAGCUAGCAUACUAAUGAUUUAGUAAUCGUACCAAAGCAAUCACCAAAAAAAUAUUAUGAAUAAAUAACUGAAGCAGAAGGGCUUAAGGCAUUAUGCCUUUUUAUCUUGAACUUAAAAAGUAUCUAUGCAUAACUGUUAGUGGUUGGUUGUGCGUUGGGGAACGAUUGGAAGAAAGUAGGCUACUAUUUUGUAAUGCCAUCCACUUUGUCUCCAAUUAUAAAACAUUGAGACAUUCUUCUUCCUGCAGCACAGGUAAAACAUUAUGUUUGAUAGAUAAAUCAAUAGAAAGAAGAUAAAUAGAUAUGAGAUAUCUUUAUGUAGAUAGGAUAGAUAGAUAGAAGAUAGAUAUAAGAUAAUUAUGUGACUAACAUUCAGUUGGAUUUGCUUUGAAACACAGCUAAACACGUUGCACCUUCCUUGUUUCCAGAUCCUCCUCAAUGUCUUCUCCCUCCUCUCCUGAAAGCUAGUGAUGAUGCUGAGCCAUAUGAGCCUUUGGGUGGCAACAUGCUACCUUAAAGCAAAUCAUCGGGUUUGGUUUUGUUUUUAAAGUUAAAACUUGUUGAUUAAUUAGGGUGACAGUAAAAGGUAAGUCAUGUGAGUGUAAAGAUUAUGCAUAUGUAAAUUGUUAGUUAAAAUUUAAAAUAAUUUAGAAUUGGUUUGUUCAUUGGUGAGAUAUGUUGGCAGUGGCAGGUAAUAUAAUUAAUUUUCAAAGACAGUGAUUAUAUGCUUUCAUCUCAUAAAUAGAUAACCACCGGGAACCUCUAAUUGCUUCCUAAUAGCUGUCAACCUAGCAGAUAGUAGGACUUGUAGAAGCAUUAAAAACAAUGCAUGCUUUAAGCAAAAGGUGAACCGGAUUAAUUUUUUAAUAAACAUUUUAACAUCACCCUUGCAUGAAUAUGCUUAACACAAACUCUUAAUGUGCAUAGAAGCCCCUAACCCAUGCACCUUUUUCCUGUGCCACUUUGAACAGCAGGAGGUUACCUUUUCUGAACUUCUGCAACUUCAUUUGCCAAUUUGCAUUAGUGCAACAGUGAAUGUAUUGAUUGAUUAGGCCACGGAGGUGUUUGAAGCUGAGGUCUUGUGCGUGGGACUGGGACUAACUGUGGAUAUAUUAGAUAUUUGAUAGAUAGCUGCCUAUAAAUACUAGUGGUUAGUUAGUUUUCAAUUCAGUUAGAAAAUUCUGUUAAAGUGUGUUAAUUCAGGAGAGGAAAAUUCUCUCCAGUGUUGGUUAGACCCAACAGUGUACUCCAAUAAAGGAUUGUGAUUUACAAACAAAUUUUGAAACAGUUAAAAUGUCUUUGAAUUUGGAACUGAAUCCCUUUCUCAUUUUGAAACUGAAUCCAUUUUACAUAAUCAAUAUCAAAUCCUCACACCUCACCUCUCCUUUCUUAAAUCUGGCCCUGACCUAGAAACCCAGAUCAUGUUUCCUGCUGCGAAACAUCAUCCCCAUUCACUGCCUUGCAUGGUGGUCCAGCAAGCCCAGGUACGGCUGGGUUGAUUAACUUCGCUGCCCCAUUGCCGCUCUUCCACGCCGUACUGCCGUUCUUCCUUGGAUGCACCUCCAUCGACACCCGUCCCCUUCAAUCAUCCAAAAAGGCAACUGAUUUCCUUGCAUUGGAAAAAAGGGUACUUGAGACUCUGCCAGAACACCUACCGAUUAUCAUUGAAACAUGAAGAAGCUACACUAUUUGUCGUCAUUGACUUUGAUGCAAAUUCGUUAUCACAAUACACACAUUUACCAAUGCUUCAUAAGUGGCUUUCCAAUGCUGAGAAACCUUGCAAUUAGGCUGAAAUCCACGGCUAAUCUUCAGUUGGAAAUGAAACAAUGCAAUUCUUUCAUUUCAUGCCUUUGCAAGGAAGGGAAAAUCGACAAUGCACGCAAGGUAUUUGAUAAAAUUUCUGAAAGGGACAUUGGUUUGUGGACCACAAUGAUAAGUGGGUACAUCAAGUGUGGCAUGAUCAAGGAGGCUAGGAAGUUGUUUGACAGAGUGGAUGCAAAGAAGAAUGUUGUCAUUUGGACUGCUAUGGUUAGCGGUUACAUAAAGUCCAAUAUGAUCAAGGAAGCUGAGAGGCUGUUUCAUGAGAUGCCUGUGAGGAAUGUUGUGUCUUGGAAUACUAUGAUGGAUGGGUAUGCACAUAAUGGGCAGACACAAAUGGCUUUGGACUUGUUUAGGAGGAUGCCAGAGAGGAACGUGGUUUCCUGGAAUACAAUCAUAACAGCUUUGGCUCGAUGUGGGAGGAUUGAGGAAGCACAGAUGCUUUUUGAUCAGAUGGUGGAAAGAGAUGUUGUUUCAUGGACUACCAUGGUUGCAGGAUUGGCUAAGAAUGGGAGAAUUGAUGAUGCUCGGACACUCUUUGAUGUGAUGCCUGUUCGAAAUGUGGUUUCAUGGAAUGCAAUGGUCACAGGUUAUGCACAAAAUGGAAGAUUGAAUGAGGCUUUAGAGUUGUUCGAAAGGAUGCCUGAGAGAGACAUGCCUUCAUGGAAUACGGUGAUCACUGGUUUAAUUCAGAAUGGGGAGUUGAAUAGGGCAGAAAAGUUGUUCCAUGAGAUGCCGCAAAAGAAUGUGAUUACCUGGACUGCAAUGAUGACGGGCUAUGUGCAGAAUGGCCUAAGUGAAGAAGCACUGAAAAUGUUUAACAAAAUGCAAUCUCAUGAUUGGUUAAAACCCAACACUGGAACCUUUGUGACAGUGUUAGGUGCUUGCAUUGACUUAGCUGGUCUUGCUGAGGGGCAACAAAUUCAUCAAUUGAUAAGUAAAACUAUUUUUCAGGAAAACACAUACGUGGUAUCAGCACUGAUAAAUAUGUACUCAAAAUGUGGAGAGCUGCGUACUGCUAGGAAGAUGUUUGAUGAUGGGUUAUUAAGCCAAAGGGAUUUGAUAUCAUGGAAUGGUAUGAUUGCUGCUUAUGCACACCACGGAUGUGGCAAGGAAGCAAUUAACCUAUUUAAUGAAAUGCAAGAUCAAGGUUUCCAAGCUAAUGAUGUCACCUUUGUUGGACUUCUCACUGCUUGCAGUCAUGCUGGUUUAGUUGAGGAGGGGCUUAAAUACUUUGACGAGCUUUUGAAAAACAGGUCUAUAGAAGUCAGGGAAGAACACUACGCAUGUUUAGUUGAUCUUUGUGGACGAGCAGGAAGGCUGAAAGAAGCUUUCGAUAUCAUUGAGAGACUUGGGGAAGAUUCAUCAAUUUCUGUUUGGGGAGCGCUCCUUGCUGGAUGCAAUGUACAUGGGAAUGAAAUUAUUGGGAAUCUUGUAGCUAAGAAAAUUUUGAAAAUUGAACCAGAGAACGCAGGCACUUAUUUAUCACUUUCCAAUAUGUAUGCUUCCGUAGGGAAAUGGAAAGAAGCUGCCAAUGUUAGGAUGAAAAUGAAGGACAAGGGGCUAAAGAAGCAGCCGGGUUGUAGUUGGAUUGGAGUUGGCAAUACAGUGCAAAUAUUUGUAGUUGGUGAUAAGUCCCAUUAUCAAUUUGAGCUACUGGGGGGUUUACUUCUUGAUCUACAUAACAAAAUGAGAAGGGCUGGAGAUAUGCCAGAUGAUGAUGUAUUAGUUGGUGUAGAGUUCUUAUAGCAUGAAUCUCUAUUACUUGAAGCUUUCUAUUGUGCAGUGAAGUGGAAAUAUGAGAAAUUUUACCUGGUCGUACACUUAUAUCUGAAAUUAGCUUCCUCCUUGAACAGGGACAUGUCAGGAAAUGCAUGUUGGCUUGAUACAUCUAAGGGCAGGGCAAUCAGUUCCAAAAUUAAAUUGAUCUGGAGAACUUGCGAUGAGAUUUUUGUUGCAGUUUGGUUCAUCCAACAAAUAUGGUAUUACGUGGGAAAUUUAUUGCCAGAAGUCCAAAGAAAUCUCAGUUUUGUUAGCUUGGAGCUGAAAUGGGUGACUCCAGAGCAAAAUUUAGUAUCUCAAUACCUUGAGGACCAUGAGGGAAAAAGGAUUUUACCAUCUGUUCCAUCAAUAAGUUUUUGAAUACUGUUAUGAAAGUCCCUCCCAAGCGCCAUAACAGUAUAACAGACUAAAGAGAUCACUCUAACUCAAGGAACAUUAAAAGAAAAGACCAAAUACAAGAAACUAGGAUUGCCACAAUAUCCUAUAUAUCAUUAUCCAGUGGUCCAUUCUUAUCAACUUUAUGGUGGAGUUCUCCCCAUUCCCUUUCAUCCUGGUAGCAUGCCGUAUUUUAAUCAUUAUCUUUCUACUGUUGGAAUUACAUUAUAUCCUCAAUUCUCCCACGUCUCGCCGUAUCCUGGUGGACCCAGCGAUAAGAAUAUAUGAGUUGGACUUUUGAUAUGUCAUCAAGAACAAAAAGUGAUGGAGUUAUCAACUAUAUUAAAUUUUAAAUUUUCUACAGUUUUUUAUAGCCUAGGAUCUUGAAUCAUAGACUUUUUUGUUUUAACUAUGAUUAUUUAUCCUAUCAAAUACUUUAUCUUUCUUAGAAAAUUUUAGUCCUUUUAAUUUCCAAAAUAUACGUGCAAGUAAGAUGAAUAUGCAUUCAUAUGCUUCUGUAGCUAUAUGGAAAUGCAUGUCUGAAUUGAGAAUUUAGAAGAUCCAAUUAGCCCAGGUAUGUAAACAGUUUUUUCCCUUUUUCAAGUUUGUCCCAAGUUGUUCAAUUGAAUCAUAGAACAUAGAGUUAGAAACCUCUGCUACCGAAACUAUUAGUUAGAUAACAUUAUCCUAUUUUUAAUCCUACCUUAAAAUAAUAAAUGUUUUUAAUCCAACCUAACUCCGAUGCGACAUGUUUGAUGAUCUAUCAAUGCUUGUUUCUGACCAAAGAUGUACCAGCUGAUAAUAAAAUUGGGCCUAUUCCAUUUACACUUGUAACAGUAAGUAAAACAUAUAUGAUAAACUGAAUGGAACUUGUCUUUUAUGUAGGUUAUUAUACUAAAGGCUAGCGGAAUAAAUUUUACCCAUGUACAUAGUUAUUAGGACGAUCGGAGCCAUUCACAAGUGUUCAGCGACACUACGGGGAUUAUGAAUGCGCAAUAUCAUUGUGUCUGAUACAAGUGACGAAAGCAAGUCAAGACGGCUUGAUGCUUAUGCAACAAGUAUAUAAACAUUAUUCAUGUAUAUUAACCAGGAGCAUUAUGAAGAUGCUUCUCGUCAUUUUUUUAAAAAUUUUUUGAGGGA